AUGGAGGUGCAGCUGGGGGUCGGUCGCGUCUACCCGCGGCCGGCGGGCAGGACCUUCCGCGGGGCUUUUCAGAGCUUCUUCCAGAGCGUCUGCGACGCUUUCCAGCCGCCGCGAGAGGCGCCCCCGCCGGGCUGCCUGCCGCCCCCCGAGCCCCGCGCCGCCGGCAAGGCGCUGCCGGCCGCCGGCCCCGCCAUGGGCUCGUCCUUCCCCUGCUCCGGAGAGCUGAGGGAGCUGCUGGGCGAGGCGGGUGCGAUUCCGAUGCUGCCGCCGCCCGAGAGCGAGCCGGUGGACAAGGAAGAUCCGCUGGGCGACAGCGCCCGGCAGCUGUGCCGCGCCGUGUCCGCCUCCAUGGGGCUGGCGCUGGAGGCGCUGGAGGCUCCGGCCGAGCAGCUGCCCCGCGAGGACUGCAUGUUCGCCGUGCCCGCCGGGCCGCCCCGCGCCCCGCGCCCGCCCGCCCGAGGCUGGGGCGGCCCGUGCCGCUUCGGGGCCGAGCUGGUCCCGCCGGGCCCCGCGCCCCCCUGGCCCACCUUCUUCGCCGAGGAGGGGCAGCUCUACGGGCCGUGCCCCGAGCCGCCCGCCGGGCCCGCCGACUGCCCUGCCGAUGCCUGGUACCUACCGGGCCGGGCGCCUUUCGCCGCCCCCGCUCCCGGCAUCAAGAGCGAGCUGGAGCCCUGGGUCGAGGGCUACCCCGGCGCUUACGGCGACCUCCGGUUGGAGCCUGGCCGUGACCAUGUCCUGCCCAUUGACUAUUACUUCCCACCUCAGAAGACCUGUCUGAUCUGUGGAGAUGAAGCAUCUGGGUGCCACUACGGAGCCCUGACAUGUGGGAGCUGCAAAGUGUUCUUCAAACGGGCAGCUGAAGGUAAACAGAAGUACCUCUGUGCCAGCCGCAACGACUGCACCAUCGACAAGUUCCGGCGGAAAAACUGCCCCUCCUGCCGCCUGCGCAAGUGCUACGAGGCCGGCAUGACGCUCGGAGCCCGCAAGCUGAAGAAACUGGGUAACCUGAAGGCACAGGACGACAUGGAGGGAGCCAGCUCGUCCAGCCCAACGGAGGAGCAAGCUCCCAAGCUGGUGAUGACACGCAUUGAUGGCUACGAGUGCCAGCCCAUCUUCCUCAACGUCCUGGAGGCCAUCGAGCCUGGCGUGGUGUGUGCUGGCCACGACAACAGCCAGCCUGACUCCUUCUCCAACCUGCUGACCAGCCUGAAUGAGCUUGGGGAGAGGCAGCUGGUCUACGUGGUCAAAUGGGCAAAGGCCCUGCCAGGAUUUCGCAACCUGCAUGUGGAUGACCAGAUGUCAAUAAUCCAGUACUCUUGGAUGGGCCUGAUGGUGUUUGCUAUGGGCUGGAGAUCCUUCACCAACGUCAAUUCCAGGAUGCUUUACUUCGCUCCAGACCUGGUCUUCAAUGAGUACCGCAUGCACAAAUCCAGGAUGUACAGCCAGUGCAUCAGGAUGCGGCACCUCUCCCAGGAAUUUGGGUGGCUCCAGAUCACACCCCAGGAGUUCCUCUGUAUGAAGGCUCUCCUCUUCUUCAGUAUUAUUCCAGUGGAUGGCCUGAAGAACCAGAAGCUCUUCGAUGAGCUCCGCAUGAAUUACAUCAAGGAACUUGACCGUAUCAUUGCCUGCAAGAGGAAGAACCCCACCUCCUGCUCCCGGAGGUUUUACCAGCUCACCAAGGUCCUGGACUCCGUGCAUCCGAUUGCCAAGGACCUGCAUCAGUUUACAUUUGAUCUCCUAAUCAAGGCACACAUGGUGAGCGUGGACUACCCAGAAAUGAUGGCCGAGAUCAUCUCUGUGCAGGUUCCCAAGAUCCUGUCUGGAAAAGUCAAGCCUAUCUACUUCCACGCACAGUGAUCUUUCAGAGGGUUCCCCGUGCUGCCACCCCCAUUCCAGCCAUCUCCUGCCUGUUACUUCUGCACUACUGUCCUGCAGUGCCUUGGGGAAUCCCUCUGCGGCGGUGGCCAAGGGGACAGGCAGUGACAGACCUGCUGGGAUUCCUGAGAUUACUAUUUUCCUGAGGUAUCUCUGAACUGAACCCCUGGCGCCGACCUCUGCCUGGCUCCAGCUGCUCGCGGUGCUGGACAGGGACUGCUGGGGGCAGUGGCACCAUGUCUGAGUGUUCCCCUCUGUCUGUCACUGUGACUUCAGCAGCCCAGGGCCACGGGACAGCAGAAGAAGUGCCAGCGGUUGGUGGGUUUGGGGUGAUUUUUAUAAAAGGAAUACAACCCUAAGCAGGUUGCAGCUCCGCGUUUGGGUGUGGGUUGUGUCGCCAGCCUCCUUCCAGAUGUUUUGUUUGCAUUAUAGUGCUGGGAAGCAGAUAAGUUCAAACAUUGCAGAAGAGAAGCAGAGCAGAGCUGGGGGACAAGGCAAAUCUGUGGCUGAGGAGUUCACAGGCCCUGCAGCCACGGUGGGAUCUGCUCUGGUCACUGGGCCCUGGGACCGGCCUGCAGUGCCGAGACACGAGCGAUGGAGCGGACAGGCUGCAGCAGAAGGCCUAAGGAACAUCACCUUGGAGAUCCCCAACCAUGGCUGCCUCCUGUUCUCCACCUGGCAUGUUUUUCUUACAGCCUGUCCAGCUGGGUCUUGGUUUGCCCCGCAGACCCCUGGUGCUCAGCAGUCACAUUCCUGUCCGUGCCAGCUGCUGCUCCCUGACAAAGCUGAAGCCACCUCUGAAAGUGCCUGAUGCCCUCGGACCUCACACCUGCCUGGCUCCCCUGGGCACCUGCAGCCCUGCCCCACACCUGCUCUGCUCCUGUCAUGGCUCUGCAGGCUUGGGAUUCCAGCUAUGCUCUUUCCCUUCAUUUGUCCCAAACAUUUUGUCCCAACUAUUUUUUCCAGUCCCAGCAGAUGAGUGUUGUGGAGCCAAGACCAAAGCCAGGGUGUGUGGGACCUGUGGGACCAUGGGUCUCUUCUCUGAAUCCUGUCCAUGGAGAGGUGGCUGUGGGAACUGGCUGCUGCCACCAUGGCACUUUGGGGGGCUGCAAGGGAAGCACCAAGAGACCCCCUGCUCUUGGAGGCAGCACACACAGCUCCACUAAUGGCAGUGGCUUAUUGAGCCCAGGAGGAAACCACUGUGCAUUCACUGUCCCAUGUGCAUGGUCCUGUGUGCACCACACCAUCCCUUACACACCAUCCCUUACACACCACAAACACACCAUCCCUUACACACCACCCACACCAUCCCAUGUGCA
Molecule: messenger RNA, 3194 nt
Organism: Passer montanus (Eurasian tree sparrow)
Lineage: Eukaryota; Metazoa; Chordata; Aves; Passeriformes; Passeridae
Gene: AR
Product: androgen receptor
Biological process (GO): androgen receptor signaling pathway; male gonad development; regulation of DNA-templated transcription
Cellular component (GO): nucleus
Molecular function (GO): steroid binding; sequence-specific DNA binding; nuclear receptor activity
Source: RefSeq, a predicted model, not a curated record